UCACUACUAAUUCAAACUAGUAGUAGUUUUUCCCUUGGUUAAGACGGUGCUAACUAUUGUACAAUUAGCACCGUAGCCGUUCACAUUCUCUCUCCCCUUCUUCCGAGAGCUUACGUCCCCCAACCAGCUGCCUCUCUAAUAAUUGCCUCCCUCGUAAUUGUGUGUCCCCCAAUUAUAGCCGCCAACUCCUUCCCAAAAAACCAAAAAACCCUUUCCCAAGAUUCCGUCCAAACCCUCCAGCUCCCAAUUCCUUCCGUCCCAAAAAUAUAUUAGCCCCCAAAAGAAGGGGUCGGUUAGCAUGCUAACCCCCUUAGAGGUUGGAAAAAUGACACCCCCUAGUAUAUUAAAUACAACUAUAAUUAAUACACAAUAAUUAAUACACACAUUAAAUACACAUUAGGAAUUAAAUGUACCAUAUUAAUUAGGAAUUCUCUCACAAUUAAAUACACAUUAGGAAUUAAAUACACACAUUAAAUACACAUUAGGAAUUCUCUCACUAUAUUUGAUUUUUCCUUUUUCAGCAGUCUCCGACCACCAGACUUCCUCCGACCGCCACACUUCUCUGGUGAAAAUCCCAUCGACAGACUCCCUCCGACCAUCUCCAAAAAAUAUACCACUGCACUGAUACGGUGUACCACUGUACUGGUAGAUAUACCACUGCACUGAUACGUUGUACCACUGUACUGGUAGAUAUACCACUGCACUGGUAGCGAUAUCAGUGCACUGGUAGCAAUGUCAUAUCUGAGUAUCAGUGCAGUGGUACAAAUACCAGUAAAGUGGUAAUUAAUGUGGUGUAUUUAAUGCCUACUUUGUAUUAAAUAACAGAACAUUUAUUAUGUUUACUUUCAUUAAUACUUGUCAAUAAUUAAUGAAAAAUUGACCAAUUAAAAGGGGGGUGUCAGAAAACCAACCCCUUAAGGGGUUAGCAUGCUAACCCGUCCCCCAAAAGAAUUAUUCCGACCCCUUGCUGCCGUCCAAUAUUGCCAAAAGCAAUUCUCGUUCCCCUCGGCCCGUCCAAAAAAUCCCCUGGCCCAUGUCAUUAAUCCCCAUCCAGCUGGGCUUUAAGCCCAGCAUUCGAGAAUUGUUUGCCGGUGCAACUUCUUUUUCGUGUUUUCUUCACCUGUAAUACAUCAAACUCAUGGUACUAUGCACUAAUGGUUUUUCAACCAUUUUCGGGUUAGCAAGCCCUAAAAUAGCACCAAUUGGCUAAAACAUACCACAGAUAAUCACAUAAAGUCCAAGAAUCCGAUAUAUUAAAGCCGAAUAUCACUCGGCCUCCCAUUGCCUACUCAAUUCAGUUUCCAACCGGGUCACCUCUUGCCAGUCAAUAGGAUGAAUGUCUUUUAGCCGAUCAAUCUCACCUUGCAAGGUAUGAAUAUUUUGCAGAGAAUUUGUGGUACUAGCUCUGGUCCAAUCAUACAACAAAUGGCGGAGUUUCUUCAGCUUUUCCCAUAAUUGGAACAUUGGGGUACCAGAGAUGUUUUCUUGCCAAACGUAUGCCACCAUAGCUUUGAAUUCGAGAUUGUUAUCCCAACGAGCAUCGAACCGAAAGAGAGGGCGACAACUCCGAGUAUAGGGCUUGUCCGAGAGUAGCAAAGCUCUAUUAUCAGAUCCCUGAUCCGUGAAGUGCUUAACUAGAGUUUCCGAAUAUCGAUCUAUCCAACUCUGAGAACAGAGAGCCUUAUUGAUAGACCAUUAAUUUCACAUGUUUUUAACCCUAUUCUUGAGCCGUUUGAGAUGUUGAUUCUCGUGUUUUAAGAUCCUAGCACGUGAAUGAAGGUUUGGGAACGAGUUCGGGGUCGAUUGGACGAAGAUUGGACGUUUGGCGAGAAGGUGAGGAAGCCACACGGGCACGCCUAAAACUCCACACGGUCGUGUGACUUGGCCGUGUGGCACCACUUUGCACGGGCAAAUCACACAAGCUGUGUAUGGGACCCCUUGUGGCCGUGUGGAAAGUCCAGGGAGCUCGCACGGCAAGACUGGAAUACCACACGGCUGUGUGCCUCUAGCCGUGCAGCAUGCCUGAAGUCCACUAAUCGGAACGCGGUGUUUUGACAUCCACACGAGCAGACUGGAAAGCCACACAGCCGUGUAGCCUGGCUGUGUGGUCGGGAAAUUCUGGGUUUUAACCCAAUUUCGAGCCAAAGAGAAGGGAGAGUUGGGUUUUGGAUCCCAAACACCCAAGGGACGAACCAAAGAGAGAGAGGGCGAUUUGAGGGUAUUCUUGGAGUGGAAUUGGAGGAUUUCUUCUCUUUGGAAGCUCGAGGAACAAGCCCGGACUUGAAGACUGAUCAUCAGAAGAUUCUUACUGCAGUCUCUCUCUUCUCUAUGGAGUAACUUCCCUUCACUUAGGUUUUGAGGAACCCUAGGUAUGUUUGUUUGAUUGGAUGAUUGUAUGAGUACUCUUAUUUGAUAAUCUCGAGUUUAUAUUCAAUCUAUGCAUGUUUUCAUGAUUCAAUUCUGCUUUAGUCGAGAUUAUUUAUUCUGCUUUGAUCCUAUGAGAGCGAAUACCUGAUUAGGUCAAUAGAGCACCAUAGAUUGAUAGUAUUGGAUCGAUUGCUUUAGUCGAUGGUUGAUUCAAUGAUUUGUAUCGAUUGAGAAACUCAUUCGAUAGAGGGAAUUUAGUUCAAAACACCUUGAUCGGUUUUUCUAGAGAAGGAUACGUCCCUCUAGGCAAUUGACUCAAGAGGGCCUUGCUCCUUUAGUCGAGACUCAAGGUCUAGUUAAGGAUUCUCCGCAUUGUGAAUGAAAGUGAAACAGGUUAGAGAUCAUCAAUCAUUAAUCUGGCUAGUGGCUAGGGGGAAUCAUACCUAAGUCAGUUCCCAACCUGUAAUUAGAUUAACUUUAACUGUAGUUUGCUAGAGUAGUUUUAGUUCUUCCAUCUUAAUCUGGUUUGCUAGAUAAUGAACUGAAGCUGAGUAAUAGUAACUCUAGAGACCGUGGAUUCGAUAUUUAUUACUUGAGCCACUAUACUGCAGUCCCUUUCAUUGGUUACAAUUGGCCAUUGUUAGGAGUUGUGUCAUAGCGAGUCAAGUUUUUGGCGCCAUUGCCGGGGACUUUCUAGAUUAUUAGGAAAGGCAUAAGUUUGUUACUUUAGAGUUUUUAUUUUCUUUUCCACCCUUGAUUUUCACUUGGUUAUUUUUGUUUUUGUUGGUGCAGAUCUGAAUCAUGGAUCCUCAUGGCUUCUCCAAUCAUUGGGGGUAUCCACCACCAUCCGAGUGGUAUUACCCCGAGACUCCCUGGAGCAAUCAAGGAGGAGAAGACUAUGGAUUCGAGUUCCAUUACCAACCCCCUUACUACGGAAAACAAUCAGACCCUUGGGCAUGUCAAGAACAACCUCAUUACCAAGAAGAAUUUCUCCCACAACCCGAAGGGCUAUCGGAGCUGGAGUUACCCAUGGCGGCCUUCACAGGCCAUUCUGUUGAGCUAUGCUACACUCCACAGCCAGAUCCAAACUAUGAAUUGAGGCUUCUUAUGGAGCAGUUCGCUCGAGACAGUGAGAGAUCAUGCUCCAGGAUGGAUCUUUGUACCCAAGCCUAUCGUGAAACAGAGGAGAUCCUCAUGAUUAAGAAGAGCCUCGAUGAUCUUGAGAAAUCUUAUGCACAGCCUGAUCAAGAUCACCCUUCUACUACUAUACAAGAAGAGGAGGAGGAAGGCGAAGGCUACGAAGACAUUGUGGAGCACACAGAAGUUGUCACGGAGAGUUCCCGUGAUAAUCAUGAUCAUGAAUGUCCUGUCAUAGCUGACCACACCUUCCUACAUCCCACACUGAGCUUUGAAGAGGCGGGCAUGAGUGAGGAGAUGCAAGAAGAUCUAAUCAAAGAAAUUGCUUGGCGACUUGCCCUCCAAUCCGUGCCGGAAGAAGAAGAGCAAGAAAGGGUGCAGAAAGAAGUUGUGGAGGAUGACGAAAGUGAAGCAGAAGGAGUUCUUGAUCAUUUCCCAGGGGUGAUACCACAUGAAGAAGGAAGGGAGGUUGAAGAAGCAAUUAGCGUCCAGGCUGAGGACGGAGUUGAGGUGGAAGAGGCCUGCACUGGCCAUGAGUUACAUGUGAUAUCUCCACCAAACUUCGAGGAAUUGCUUAGCAAUGACCCAUUUGCAGUGUCUCUUUUCCAUACCACGACCACAUCGACAUUGGUCCCUCUUGGUGGACGCGAUGGUGGUCAAUCGAUGUUGUCAUAUCUGGUUUGGGGCAUGAGACGAGAGAAGCGAAGAAGUGGUCUCGAGGGUGGAGACUUUAUCUGCAUCAAGUGCAUGAGCAUUCAUCACCUGCCACACCACAUGCUCGUGACUUGAGACUCCACAUCAUCGACGAGAACCUCAAUUUCAAGGAGGUUUUGGGGUGGACCGAAACAUAGGAGCCAUCGUCCGACUCACGACGGGAAAGAAGUGCUGGUUGGGAUGCAACCCAACCAGUCGGUCUGCAUUUCUUUCUCUUUUUCUCCUCGGUUGAGUCAGUUUUGUUAUUUGAUUUUAGAUUCAAUAACUCAACCUUUGUGAGAUUUUGUGUGGUGUUUGUGUUCCGACUACUCUCUCCUUCUGGAAUGCACCGCCUGUCUCGUCCACCGUCAUUCACCCUUGAUCUGGUAACUUCGUUCUACCCUCCUUAUCUUUCUUCCAUUGAGGACAAUGUCGUGCUUAAGUGUGGGGGGUGUUUGAUUAUGUAUGCGGGUGAAUGUUGGGCUGUUUGUGUGCUUGGAGCCUAGUCCACUAUCCAAAAUUUUGAAUUUGAGGGCUCCAAGUACGUGUUUCCUUGCAAAUUUCCUUCUCAGUAUGCUUUGAAUAGACAGUCUCUAUAGUAAUGUGCAACCUAAGGAGGUAGUGUAGCACUAUGGAGGAUGUUAAAGUAUAAUAUUUUUCCUAUCUAACUCUCUGUUGUGCCAGUUGAUUUUGUGAAUUAGUGGAGCUAAGACCGUUCAAUUCAUGUGGUAAUGGUGACUCCGUUGGAAUUGUGUUAUGGACUCGUGUAUCGAAUAGGGUGCUCAUGUGGGAAAUGAAAAGCAGUUGGUCCUCCAUGUCGAAAUCAUUGAAAUCUUAAACAUGUGGUAAGCCCAAUGUGUGUGGCACCGUUCAUUGCACAAAAUCGGGUUUUGGAAGAGAUUUUAGUGAUCCUUAGUGGGGUACUCCAACAAGGUGAAGCUAAGUUGUCUCUAGUACAAGUAAAAUUUUCACCCGUUGAACGGUUUGCCUACUUGAUGAUGUGUUUUUAAGGGCACGGAUAGAGCUUCCGACCCCCCUUAAUUUCAUUGACCCUCCACACGAGUUGAGGAAAAGGAGUUAAAAGAAGUACUCAGGCGAGCGCCAGAUGUACAGAAAUUGCUCUUGCUCGACUAAUAAGGGUCGACCGUGCAAAAGACUGCAGUUGGAACCCCCGCCAAGUGAAUGAAAAAAAAAAAGAAUAAGAAAUGUAAAUGAAAGUG
Molecule: messenger RNA, 5417 nt
Organism: Linum trigynum
Lineage: Eukaryota; Viridiplantae; Streptophyta; Magnoliopsida; Malpighiales; Linaceae
Source: the annotation of a GenBank genome assembly